Molecule: messenger RNA, 1278 nt
Organism: Cynoglossus semilaevis (tongue sole)
Lineage: Eukaryota; Metazoa; Chordata; Actinopteri; Pleuronectiformes; Cynoglossidae
Gene: slc37a4a
Product: solute carrier family 37 member 4a
Exons: 7
Coding region: 1-1278 (425 amino acids)
Biological process (GO): glucose-6-phosphate transport; phosphate ion transmembrane transport
Cellular component (GO): endoplasmic reticulum membrane
Molecular function (GO): glucose 6-phosphate:phosphate antiporter activity
Source: RefSeq, a predicted model, not a curated record
AUGGCUCAGGGGGGCUAUGGAUACUACAGGAGUACUAUCUUUUUGGCCAUGUUUGUUGGCUACAUGCUGUACUACUUCAACAGAAAGACCUUCUCCUUCGUGAUGCCUUCACUAAUGCAGGAGAUCCAGCUGGACAAGGAUGACCUGGGCAUGAUCACCAGCAGCCAGUCGUUGGCCUACGCUAUCAGUAAGUUUAUCAGCGGCGUGCUGUCAGACCAGAUCAGCGCUCGUUGGCUCUUCUCCAUUGGUCUGUUCAUGGUGGGAGGCAUCAAUGUGCUCUUCUCCUGGUCCUCCACCGUCGCUGUCUUCUCUGCUCUCUGGUUCCUCAAUGGUCUGGGUCAAGGCCUGGGCUGGCCCCCCUGUGGCAGGGUGCUGCGCAAGUGGUUCGAGCCCUCUCAGUUCGGCACAUGGUGGGCAGUUCUCUCCUGCAGCAUGAAUCUCGCCGGCAGUCUGGGGCCCGUGAUUGCCACCGUGUUGUCCGAGAGCUACAGUUGGAGGACGAUCCUGUCGGUGUCCGGGCUGAUUUGUGUGUCCUCGUCCUUUGUCUGCCUGCUGGUCAUCAAGAACGAGCCCAAAGACGUGGGGCUGCGCAACAUCGAGGCGGCAGCCAAGAACAGCACAGGAGCUGUGUCCACUCUGUCUGAGUUUCUGCUGUCGCCCUACCUGUGGCUGCUCUCCCUGUCUUUACUGGUGGUGUUUGGAGUCAAGACCGCCUGCACUGACUGGGGUCAGCUGUUCCUCAUCCAGGACAAGGGCCAGUCUACACUCGUGGGAAGCACAUACAUGAGUGCCGUGGAGGUCGGAGGUCUGUUGGGCAGUCUUGCAGCGGGUUACUUCUCUGACAAGGCGGUGGCCAGACAUGGCAGGAAGAUUUACGGCAAUCCUCGCCACUUUAUCCUGAUCUGCAUGAUGGCGGGCAUGUAUGCCUCCAUGUACCUGUUCAGAGUCACCGUCACUUCUCACAGCUCACAGGUGUGGAUUCUCUUCUUAGGAGCUGUUUUUGGUUUUUCCUCUUAUGGACCAAUAGCCUUGUUUGGAGUCAUAGCCAAUGAGAGUGCUCCUUCCAACUACUGUGGAACUUCACAUGCCAUCGUGGCCUUGAUGGCCAACAUUGGUGGCUUCCUGUCUGGACUACCGUUUAGCACAAUCGCAAAGCACCAUGGCUGGGAAACGGCCUUCUGGUUAGCGGAGAUCAUCUGUGGCGUCACCACCGUCGGGUUCAUCCUGCUGCGCAACAUUCAAACAAAAAUGGGACACAUUCCCAAGAAAAAGGACUGA